Schizosaccharomyces japonicus yFS275 is the source of this 2735-nucleotide messenger RNA. Its product is annotated as amino acid permease. The record is from RefSeq and is a predicted model, not a curated record. Gene Ontology annotation, cellular component: membrane. The transcript has a single exon. Lineage: Eukaryota; Fungi; Ascomycota; Schizosaccharomycetes; Schizosaccharomycetales; Schizosaccharomycetaceae. Gene Ontology annotation, molecular function: transmembrane transporter activity. Bases 742 to 2358 code for a protein of 538 amino acids. Gene Ontology annotation, biological process: transmembrane transport.
CACACAUUUAAUAUACUAACUAAUAGAUGAAAGUUAAAAAAUACAAGUGGUUCACAUAUGUUUUGACCUAUAAAUAAACUCGUUCUUAGAGAAGACGUCAUAAGCCCCAGUUCUCGUGUUUCCAUGCACCCAGCCGAUAAUAUCGUCUCGAAAGCAUCUAAACGGUAUUUAGCGUUACUUCCGCUGCGUGGUGUGUAUGCUUUGAAAAAAUUAUGUACAAACUAUAAAUCAAACGUUUGUUCCCUUGGUACCUACCAUUGGUUCAUCAUUGUCAAAGCACCUUUAAGUGUUUGGCGUCUGCACCCUCGAGUUGCUCUUAGCAUACGUGGUACGAGUGCAGCUCCAUUUCUGACGCAUUCAAUUUAGUGGGAUUAGUACCGCGUGAAAUAAUAUUGAAUCGUCGCUGCUUAUUCAGCAACUUUGAGUUUCUGAAACAUAGCAAUUGUAACACUUGGUUUGUCCAGGCGUGGUUAUAACGGAUUGUAUUAGUUUAACUCGCGGAAUUAUUUCAUUUGUCUCCGAUAUCGUUUAUUACAUUCGUUUUUAUCUUUGAGCAGAACUUGCUUUGAAAAUCAAGGGUUUUGGUUUUGUGUGGUUCAUUAACUACCGGAUAUUUUGUAUCUGUUAUUGGUAUUGCUGCGGUUUUUAGGUCUUUCUUUUUCGUUCAAAAAUUGUUGUCGUUUUUUUAAAAGGCUACGGUCAAAUUCUAAUUUCCUUCAUUCUUUGGGUAACAUUGGUAUCAUGAAUCUUGGAGAAUUCGAUACUCUUUCAAGCACGGACUCAGUCUCGAAGCCUUAUGACUCUUCCACCGAGACUGGUGAGAUAACUUUUAGACCUGUGUAUCGGGACCACGUUGAUGAUACGGAGGAUUUAGCUCGCUUGGGUUACAAACAAUCAUUCCAUAGAGGUCUUUCGCUUUUCGGUGUUUUUAGUGUUUCUUUUUCCGUCUUAGGUUUACUUCCCUCGGUCGCGGCAACGCUUAACUUUUCUAUGCUGGCCGGUACACCAGGAAUGUUAUGGGGUUGGCUCAUUGCUUUGGUGUUUGUCUUAUGUGUCGCUGCAAGCAUGGCCGAAUUGUGUUCUAGUAUGCCAACAUCCGGAGGAUUAUACUAUUCGGCCAAAGUGCUUGCGCCCAAAAGGUGGGGUCCUUUGGCUUCUUGGGUUACUGGUUGGUCCAAUUAUAUAGCUCAACUUUGUUUUCUUGGAAGCUGUAUCUACAGUUUGUGCGCCUUGUUAAUUUAUGGUGUCGACGAGUUCGAUGGCAAAGAUUUUGUGUACAUGAAUUAUCAUAUAUAUUUCCUGUGUCUUACUUUCAUCGUGGUGCUUUCUAUCAUGGCUUCAUUACCCACUAGGAUAAUGGGAAAGAUUAAUUCUGUUUUCACGUUCUUGAACAUACUUUCCCUUCUCGCUGCUAUCAUUAUUAUUCUGAUUAGCGCGUCUAUGCGUCACGGCUUUAACACUUCCACAGGAGUAUGGCGUAAUUUUCAAAAUCAAACCGAGUGGCCUCAGGGGUUUGCUAUGUUUAUGUCGUUUUGUGGUGUAAUCUGGUCUAUGGUCGGAUUGGAUACUUCUUAUCAUCUUGUUGAGGAAUGUGCCAGCGCCUCUGUGAAUGCGCCCAACGGUAUAAUGCUUACUGCUUUAGUUGGCGGAUUUUCUGGCUGGAUUAUACAUGUAAUGAUCGCAUACACAGUUGUUGAUUACUCGCGAGUUGUUAAUGCCCCUAACCUGUGGGUUGAAUAUCUGAUACAGGUUCUUAGCCAUAAUGGCGCUAAGGCAGUCAUCGCUCUUACCUUGUUUUCAAAUUUUCUUAUGGCCCAGGGUGUAUUAAUUUCCUCUUCCCGUAUCGCAUAUUCGUACGCUCGUGAUGGCGUUCUCCCUUUCUCAAAAUGGAUUGCACGAAUAAACAAACGGACCACGACACCAAUUAAUGCGGUCAUUGCAAACAGCUCUAUAGUGGCCGCUAUUCUUUUGUUUGUUUUCGUCGGACAGUGUGCGAUAGAUGCCAUAUUUGCUGUUUCCGGAAUUGCAGCGUUUGUUGCGUUUAUUAUUCCGAUUGGCCUUCGUUCAUUUGUCGUGAAGGACAGUAAGUUUUUUCGUGGGGCGUGGCAUUUAGGUCGAUGGUCUCGAUUCAUUGGUGGAGUUGGUACCAUUUUCGUGGUGAUUAUGAUUCCAAUAUUGUGUUUUCCGACUUCCAUGCACCCUGGCCCUUUUGACAUGAACUGGACGAGUCUUGGGUAUAGUGUGCCAAUGGCAGCAGUCCUUUUGUGGUUUGCUUUCGGGGCUAAACACUGGUACAAGGGACCAAAAACGGACAUGCCCGGAUUGGAUAUUCCGCGCAUGUCAAGUUUUAAAUGCUAAAGACAGCAUAUUCUUUUCCAAUCAUCCAUCAGGGAGAACAUAACUUCAAGCACGUACAAGAAAACAACACUACCAUACCCGUUUCUUGUUUAGAUAAUUUUUUACAUUUAUUCGGGUUCGCACAACUUAUCUUAGAGUAUUGCUUUUGUUUUAAAUUAAAUGUUGCAAUAUGCAUGUCAUUGGCACGAACAUCCGAACAUAUUAUGCAUUCCAUGGCGCCUGCAUUCCCAAAAACAGUCAAUUUAUGUAAUUCAUGAAUGAUUGCUAAAUAAAAGGUUGUGUUGCUACAGAAGAAGAUGAUGCACCAUCAAAAUCAAAGAUGAGCUAAUAAUAGAUCUUCAAAACGGAAUAUCAUAUAAAUUAUCAAAUAGUCUAAU